Molecule: messenger RNA, 273 nt
Organism: Diaporthe amygdali
Lineage: Eukaryota; Fungi; Ascomycota; Sordariomycetes; Diaporthales; Diaporthaceae
Exons: 3
Coding region: 1-273 (90 amino acids)
Source: RefSeq, a predicted model, not a curated record
AUGAGUGGCAGUCUGACCAUCAGACCCAGUAACCCAAGCAGCCACAGGCAGGGCGAUACGAGGGUUUUGCUGAGCCAUCCGUCAAAUUCUCAACUCCGCCGCUGGCAGUACCGCGAGAUUAUCAACCACAGGGUCAUGGAAUUCACGCACAAUGGCUUCAAUUCACUCGCCAGACCCAAGUAUCAUAUUCGAGAGAUAUGGAAACUGGGCUACGCUUGCACCUCCGAAUUCCUCUACGAUGAGUCUACCACCGCGGAACGCAUUAUCGGCUAG